This is a messenger RNA of Pristis pectinata (smalltooth sawfish), 1148 nucleotides long. Its product is annotated as bifunctional methylenetetrahydrofolate dehydrogenase/cyclohydrolase, mitochondrial-like. Gene Ontology annotation, molecular function: methylenetetrahydrofolate dehydrogenase (NAD+) activity; methenyltetrahydrofolate cyclohydrolase activity; methylenetetrahydrofolate dehydrogenase (NADP+) activity. Lineage: Eukaryota; Metazoa; Chordata; Chondrichthyes; Rhinopristiformes; Pristidae. Gene Ontology annotation, cellular component: mitochondrion. The transcript is spliced from 8 exons. Gene Ontology annotation, biological process: tetrahydrofolate interconversion. The record is from RefSeq and is a predicted model, not a curated record. Bases 5 to 1018 code for a protein of 337 amino acids.
CAUCAUGGCUUCUCUCUGCAUCUUCUCGCUGCCCGUGCGAGCCGUGGUGCUGAAGCUGGCGCCGGUGGUGCAGCCGCCGAUCCUGGCCAGGCGGCUGCACGCCGGCGGCCGCAGGCAGACGGCUGUGGUCAUCUCGGGAACGGCACUAGCCAGGCAGAUCCGUGAGGAGGUGCGGAGAGAGCUGGAGGAGUGGAUGUCUCUCGGCAACGUGCGCCCUCAGCUGAGCGUUGUCCUGGUGGGGGAUGACCCUGGCAGCCACACGUACGUGAAGAAUAAGACCAAAGCUGCUGCCUCAGUAGGCAUUACCAGUGAAACCAUUCUACGACCUGCCAGUGUGUCACAGGAAGAACUGAUAGAACUUAUUGAGAGGUUGAACCGGGAUCCAAAGGUCACUGGGCUGCUGGUUCAGCUCCCUCUACCUGACCACAUCGACGAGCGUUCCGUCUGCAAUGCUGUCGCUCCGGAGAAGGACGUGGAUGGGUUUCACGUCAUCAACGUCGGAAGGUUGUGCUUGGAUCAACAGGCAAUUCUCCCGGCCACCCCCGCGGGGGUCUGGGAGAUGAUUAAACGGACGGGGAUCGAGACGUUCGGUAAGAACGUGGUGGUCGUGGGGAGGUCGAAGAAUGUCGGGAUGCCCAUGGCUGUUCUCCUGCACACUGAUGGAAGGCACGAGAGACCCGGUGGCGAUGCCACAGUGACCAUCACGCACAGGUUCACGCCCAAGGAGCAACUGAUGGCUCACACGCUUCUGGCAGAUAUCGUCAUCGUGGGUGCAGGAAUUCCAAAACUGAUUACUGCUGACAUGAUCAAGGAGGGAACGGUUGUAAUAGAUGUCGGCAUCAACCGCGUCCAGGAUCCUGUAACGGGCAAGACCAAGUUGGUGGGAGAUGCUGAUUUUGAAGAGAUCAAGAAGAAGGCGAGUUAUGUUACGCCUGUCCCUGGCGGGGUGGGGCCGAUGACUGUAGCAAUGCUCCUGAAGAACACUCUGAUCGUGGCCAAGAAGUCUGUAACCUACUGAAGACGAGCCCAAGGCAUCAACUGAAGCAGUCCCUCUCCCACCGUGGAGCAUAGUUUAAGUUAUUAUAUAAAAGAUAUUUUUGUUAACUAUAUUUGUAAUUGCUGGAAGCUGUCACACGUGUGAUGUUUAC